AUGAUCUCGCAAAGCACCAGCCGGGCCAGCGAGGAGCAGCGGCGGCUGCACCGCGGCAGCGCAGGGCCCGCAGCGGAGCCACAGCACAAGCUGGAAACACAGCUGCAGCUGCACACCAGAUGUGCCCAGCACGCCCAGCCACACGUAACAGUACGUGCUUGUGUCACCAGGAGGGGCUCCCUGGGCCAUGUAUCUGACUUGCACGGCCGCGAGACAACAUCCCUCCCUGGAUUUGAGAACCUCACCACGGGAUACAACAAAUACCUCAGGCCCUACUUUGGUGGAGAACCUGUUCAGAUUGCCAUGAGUCUGGACAUUGCAAGUAUUUCUAGUAUAUCCGAGAGUGACAUGGACUACACAGCCACCAUUUAUUUGCGGCAGCGCUGGACAGACCCCCGCUUGGUCUUUGAUGGCAACAAGAGCUUCACACUAGAUGCUCGCCUAGUGGAGCUGCUCUGGGUGCCAGACACAUACAUUGUGGAGUCUAAAAGGUCCUUCCUGCAUGAUGUCACCAUGGGGAACCGCCUCAUACGCCUGUUCUCUAAUGGCACCAUCUUGUAUGCCUUAAGAAUCACUACUACUGUUGCUUGUAACAUGGACUUGUCAAAAUAUCCCAUGGACACCCAAACAUGCAGACUGCAACUAGAAAGCUGGGGAUAUGAUGAAAAUGAUGUCACCUUCACAUGGUUGAGAGGAAAUGACUCUGUCCAUGGCAUGGAAAAGUUGCGGCUCUCUCAGUACACGGUGGAACGAUACUGCACCCUGGUCUCGAAGUCACAGCAGGAAACAGGCAGUUACCCACGACUGAUAUUGCAAUUUGAGCUGAGAAGAAAUGUCCUUUACUUCAUUUUGGAGACCUAUGUGCCCUCCACUCUGCUCGUCAUGUUGUCCUGGGUUUCUUUUUGGAUCACACUGGAUUCAGUGCCUGCAAGAACCUGCAUUGGAGUCACGACAGUGCUUUCCAUGACAACUCUCAUGAUCGGCUCACGAAGUUCACUUUCAAAAACCAACUGUUUCAUUAAAGCCAUUGAUGUUUACCUUGGCAUCUGCUUCAGCUUCAUCUUUGGUGCCCUUGUGGAAUACGCAGUAGCUCACUACAGCUCAUCACAGAAGUGUGCAGCUGAAGCACCUCAAGAGGGUCCUGCAAACGAACUCACUAAAGAAAUGGAAGAAGUCAACAUCACUAACAUCCUCAACAGCUCCAUCACUAGCUACAAACGAAAAAUCAGCUUUACAAGCAUUGAGAUUUCCAGUGAUAAUGUGAACUGCAGUGGCUUGACUACGAAAACUCAUGAGAAAAUCAAAUGUGUCUUGAGAAACAAAAUGCACAGGAUUAUGGGUUAUUUCACAAUUCAAAACCCCAGCAAUGUAGACCACUACUCCAAACUGCUUUUCCCUUUGUUUUUCAUGCUGGUCAAUGUGUUUUAUUGGGCUUAUUACCUAUAUUUUUAGUAGAAAUUAGCUGCUACAUUCUCCUACAUCAGCAGGAGAGGAAUAUUGCCACUGGGCAUCUAGGUACCUAACCAUGGUGAAUCCAACAUGGACAAAAUGCUCUGUGUUUCCUGAGGUACAGAGCAGAAGAGUGUGUGAGGUAUGCAAGAUGCAAAGUCUUCUUGGUGCUCCAGCAUCAGUAACAUUGACUCUGGACAACUGUUGGUUCAGCUGAGUGGCUGUGCUGAGCUCUUGUGCUCAUACCUGAUUUUCAUCCCAGCAUCCAGCCUCUCCCCUGGCUGGAGACAGGUGUGUAGGACUGCACGUGGAAGGCCAUGGAGCACUGGAGGUGGAAAACUUGUCUUAGUUACCUGAACCAGGUUGGAACCUUCUAGUUCAGACCUCCAAGAGGAUAUAGGAUUAUAACUGUUAUUCUUUGCCAGAGGUAUCAGUAACGGGGGUGGUGAUGCUGUUUCAGUAGUUCCUCUGCUCAGAGAGCCUGACAGCAGUGGUGUGUGCAUGGCAAGAAGGGCUGCCUUGUCCUGGGGGUGACAUGGCACCAGGCCAAUGACUUCAGCUGUGCUGGCACUGGUGCAGAGCUGUGCCUUAUUGCUUUCAAUACCUGUCAGACUGGUUGAGACAAUCCUCACUUGCUGAGGAUCCAUGAGACAGAUGAAGGGCUUUUUAUUUGUAGAGCUGCAUUUUAUUCAGAGGCCUGGGAACACAAAAUAUAGGCAGCAAAAUUGUUUUGUAACACACUUCUUAUACUAUUCCUGUUGUGCUGCAGAUGAACAGCUUCUACCACCUUCCAUGGCUUCCUUAGAGAUUGUUCUUCGUUCUAGAGAGUGCCUCCUCCAGCUUUCACUACUAUAAGCAGCUUUUGUUUCUUGUCAGCCAUAUGUAAGCAUGUCCAGUUUGUCAUCCCCUCUUUUAUGUGUUUGUGCAGCUGUGGCAAGUCAGCAGUGCUGCUAGGUGAAAAACCCACAUGGGGGCUGAGCUACCAUGAUAUACAUCACCCUUUCAUGCUCUAUUUUAAGCUGAAACAGUGUUCCAUUUCUGUAGAAAUUCUGGGCUUUAGUAACUGGCAACUGCCAGUCAGCUUUGUUGAUCCUGCAAUCAGCAGGAGAGCUUUGUUUUAGAAAUAAAUACAUGGUGCACACACUUCUGUUUGAGAACCAAAUGCCAUUUGGUACCAUGUAGCUUAAGGCUACUACAAGUCUUUCUUCCCUGAAUUUAAAAUGUUCUAUGGCAGAUUUCCACUACUCAUCCCACCCCCCUUUAUUGGUCUAUGCAACUUCUGUAACUUUGAGGGCCUAAUCCUGCAGCUCUACAGACAAAGCAGUUGUUGCCUGCAGUGGCUACCAUCAGCAGGAGUUCUGGUGCAGUGAAGCCUCUCAGCAUGUAGCUUGUAUUACUGCAUCAUGCUCAGGGUGUUUGCUUGGCCUAAGAGUCUCUUACUGGGCUUUCCUAUAGAAGCUGGGAGAAGCACACAAAACUAUAGAUUUUUUUUUUUUUUUUACUUUAAUAAGUUUUUAUCGAACCACUUCACUACACUAUAUUGUGAAGAAUCUAAACCACAUAUUCAUAAAUCAUAGCUUUUACAAAGAGCAACACAAGAAGACAAAGGGGAACGAACUGACAAUGGCAAGUGAAUAAACACAAACUCCAAUAAUGAAAUGUUGGCUUGUAUAUAC
Messenger RNA from Apus apus (common swift), 3125 nucleotides. It is a transcript of the gene GABRP, whose product is annotated as gamma-aminobutyric acid type A receptor subunit pi. Gene Ontology annotation, biological process: nervous system process; monoatomic ion transmembrane transport; regulation of membrane potential. The transcript is spliced from 9 exons. Gene Ontology annotation, molecular function: neurotransmitter receptor activity; extracellular ligand-gated monoatomic ion channel activity; GABA-A receptor activity. Gene Ontology annotation, cellular component: GABA-A receptor complex; neuron projection; membrane. NCBI's taxonomy places the organism in Eukaryota, Metazoa, Chordata, Aves, Apodiformes, Apodidae. The record is from RefSeq and is a predicted model, not a curated record. Bases 1 to 1452 code for a protein of 483 amino acids.